Molecule: messenger RNA, 2854 nt
Organism: Vanessa atalanta (red admiral)
Lineage: Eukaryota; Metazoa; Arthropoda; Insecta; Lepidoptera; Nymphalidae
Product: peroxisomal membrane protein 11C-like
Exons: 4
Coding region: 191-877 (228 amino acids)
Biological process (GO): peroxisome fission
Cellular component (GO): peroxisomal membrane
Source: RefSeq, a predicted model, not a curated record
UUACUGCUCAGCUGUGAAUUGGCUAACCUUUCGAAAUCAAGGUUUGCGAGAUUGGUUUGGAGAAUGGGGAAAUGUAUCAGUUAUCAAAUAAAAAUUAGCGCGAUCACACGUGCUAGAGAUAUUGAUAUUUUAGCGCUGCUAGAUACGUUAUCAGUGAAUUAAAAUUACAGUAUUCGGUUGUGUAUAUACAAUGUCGUCGGUAAUGGACGAUAUUUACGAACUAUUAGAUAGUUAUAACGGACGCGACAAGGUUGUCCGUCUCGCAUGCUAUGCUUGUAAAUUGUAUGGUUGCAUACAAGGAGAAAAGUCAUGGCAGGUUGCUGGCUCUCGACUUUCCAAUGCAAGGAUGAUGCUCCGACUGUUUGAUGAUAUUCCUAUGAUCAGACACACAUAUAAUUAUGGCUUAGGAAAACAUGAAUCUUCAAAAAUCGCAGCACUCCUUGGGGUCCUUGCAAAUAUGGUUGACCAGGCUUUUUUGCCGGUGGAAAAAGCAUGCUGGCUUCACGAUGUUGGCGUUAUUAAAUUGUCAACAGUUACAGCAGACAGACUUGAAAUAUUGAGCACAGCAUUGUGGGCAGGAAGCUUAUAUAUAUCUCUAAUACAAACAUUCCGGUCUAUGCGGCAUGUCUGGUGGAGCAGGGAUUGUCUCAGUGCUGAGGACGCUUGCGAAGCGAGGAGGAAUCUUGACGCCAGACUGAUUAUCCAAGCGAUAACUGCCGGAAAACUGUGUUUGGACAUCACACAUGCGGUCAGCUGUCUCCCUUCCGGGUGUCUGUGGGGGGAAAAGAUCGGAGGAACCAAAGUAUCAGCCAUUGCUACGUUUUCUUCGGUGAUCGGCAUAGGUUUAUAUUUUGCUAGGAAACGACUUCUCAAGUAAUCUUUCAGAUGAUUAUAUAUGAUAAGUUGUAAUGUAUAAUUAAAAUAUUAAUGUAAGCUAGUAAUAAUAUUAAAUAUCACUUGCGCGAACAGUAACUAUGUCUUUUUAUAUCAUCCGAGAUUCAACGCUGGAAAAGUAACAGCCAAUUUCAGCUGUUUCAUUUUAAAAUAUUAUUUGAUAAAAAAAAAAACAUUUUUAUAUUUAGGUUAACUCGUAUUAUGUUGACUUUUAACUAACAAAAUGAAAAAGGUGCGGUACUUAUAUACGCGCGUGAGCAGUUCCAUUUCUCCGGCGUAAUUUAAAAUAGUUAGGUACUUAUUAAUAGUAAAAUACUUAUUUCUUCUCUUUUCACCACUAUUAUAACACUAAAAGAUUUAAAAAUUCACAAUUUAAAUUUGUAAUAGAAUAAACAUUGUAAAAUAAGAUAAGGUGUGAAGUUGUCUAUUUCGAGCGACUUGACAUUUAAUUGGCAGCUUAGCGAGCAACUUCACCAUGAAGUUAUCAGGUCAUCAUGUGCGCGCAUCAUAAAAAUUCACUCUCUUAAUUUUUUCAUAAGGGCCAAAAGAAGUGUAACUACGAAAAUAUUUCCCAGGUUGGUUAGGUUAGUAACACAACUGAGCUUGCCAUUUAUUUUGUACAGACACUUCCUAUUUUAAUUUGCUUUCUAAUUAUACAAUAAUAAUUAAGGCGCAUAUUCAUUGGUCGAUAAGUCGGUAGUUAGCCCGAUUGCAGGGAGUACCCGCAUGCAAGCUAACAACCAAUGAAAUCCACUGGUCGAUAACUCGGUCGAUUAAACGUGUGCGGGUGAUAUCCGCAUUCAUAUAUUGAUAUUUAUAUAUGCGUUAUAGAAAUCACCCGCACCCCGUAUGCGGGCUCUGACGACCAGUGAAAACGAUAAACUCUUUGCGGGCCCUAUGGCAUGCGUUACAGAAAUCUCCCGCACCCCGAAUGCGGGCCUUAUCGACCAAUGAAAAUGCGCCCUUAGGUAUCUAUUGUACUUGUGACAUUGAUCAUUUUUAAACCGAAGUAUAUUUUAAUCAUGGAAUAAGAACUUUAUCUCCCGUACUGUUAAGAUUUUUUUGAAUGAAGUAUUUUUAUACGGGUAAUUGAUUAUUGGAACUCAGUACACAUUACCAUGAUGGUGGAUCUAAGUUUACAUAAGGGCCUUAAAGGUAUUUAUGGAUUGAUAUAAGUUUCUCAGAAACGAUGGUAUUUGUCAAUAAAGUUAUUUAAUAACUAUAUAAAUACAUAUGUUGUAUAUUUCGGGCAAUUAUUAUUCCAAUAAAAUUAUUUUACGAGAAUUAGUUUUCGAUGUUAUAUUUAUUUCAAAAUAAAAUUAUCCUAAUUUAAUAUUACAACUGAUUUAUUGUAUUAAAUUUUCCUAAUAUUUAAACUGGUAUAAAGUACAUUAGAAGUACAUAACACAAAACCCGGUGUUAUUCAUUCUUCUAUAUUAGAAAUAGCUAAACUGUUUUAUAGCAAUUUGGGCAAUAUUUAUACAUAUCUUCAAUUUAUAUUUUGAUAUUGAAGUAAUCAUAAUGUAUGAAACAUUUACGUUUGAAUAAUAAAAUAUUUACUGUUGCGAUCUGCAACCGUUCACACUUAACGAAAGUUCAGUUGCUUUGCUAUUUAAAAAAACAUACUUUAUUGGGUACAAGGUCAUCCAAUAAAGUUAUUUUACCAUUAACAAAAUUUCUUGAAGUAUAAAUAUGUUAAAUAAAAUCAAUGACCAUCGCUUUUUGUGUGAUUUAAUAAGUAAAAUGUGCGCCAAAAACCUAAUAUUAUAUAGGUAACCAUAGCAACGCAUCGACGAAUGUUAUAGUUUUUUUUUAUGCGGGCAGAAAAUAAUUUAUUAUUUAAAUAAAAGACUGUGGUUGUGAUGCCUUUUUCCUCUGUUUAAAAUUAAUAUUUUUUACAGUUUGUAAUGGACCAUACUUAUACUGCUUUGUUCGAUUACUAAAACACUAUUUUAAAAUG